Molecule: messenger RNA, 2236 nt
Organism: Melospiza melodia melodia
Lineage: Eukaryota; Metazoa; Chordata; Aves; Passeriformes; Passerellidae
Product: parathyroid hormone/parathyroid hormone-related peptide receptor-like
Exons: 13
Coding region: 1-1566 (521 amino acids)
Biological process (GO): cell surface receptor signaling pathway; adenylate cyclase-modulating G protein-coupled receptor signaling pathway
Cellular component (GO): plasma membrane
Molecular function (GO): G protein-coupled peptide receptor activity; peptide hormone binding; parathyroid hormone receptor activity
Source: RefSeq, a predicted model, not a curated record
AUGGGGACAUCUGGCCCUGUGGGAGGCAUCCUGGUGACUCUCCUCUGCUGCUGCCUGCUGAGCUCGGCUCUGGUCGAUCCUGAUGAUGUUCUCACGAAAGAAGAACAGAUCUAUCUCCUGGUGGAGGCCAAGGAAAAGUGUCAGAGGAACAUAAAGGCCCAGCUGGAGAAGAUCAAAGACCCCAGCUGCCCUCCAGAGUGGGAUGGGAUCAUCUGCUGGCCAAGGGGCUCCCCCAGCCAGGAGGUGUCAGUGCCUUGCCCUGAUUACAUCUACGACUUCAACCACAAAGGUCAUGCCUACAGGUACUGCAGUGCCUAUGGGACCUGGGCCAUGGCUCUCAGCAUCAACAAGACCUGGGCCAACUACACCGAGUGUGCCCUGCUCUUCUCCUCCGAGAGCCGGAGCCACCAGAAGGAGGUGUUUGACCGCCUACACCUCAUGUACACCGUGGGCUACUCCAUCUCCCUGGCCUCCCUCAUCGUCGCUGUCUGCAUCCUCUCCUACUUCAAGCGCCUGCACUGCACACGGAAUUACAUCCACGUGCACCUCUUCACCUCCUUCAUCUGCCGGGCCCUCAGCAUCUUCCUGAAGGACCUGGUGCUCUACUCGGGCACGGCGCCCGGCGACGCCGACAGGAGGGAGGAUGACUUCAGGGCUCCCUUGCCAGGACAGCGGGCACACCUGGUUGGCUGCAAGGUGGUGGUGACUCUGUUCCUCUAUUUUCUGGCCACCAACCACUACUGGAUCCUGGUGGAAGGUCUCUACCUGCACAGCCUGAUCUUCAUGGCCUUCCUCUCCAACAAGAACUACCUGUGGGUCCUCAUCAUCAUCGGCUGGGGUCUCCCUGCUGUGUUUGUGUCCAUCUGGGCCAGCGUCAGGGCCUCGCUGGCAGACACACAGUGCUGGGACCUCAGUGCAGGGAACAUGAAGUGGAUUUAUCAGGUCCCCAUCCUGGCUGCAGUCGUGGUGAACUUCUUCCUCUUCCUCAACAUCGUCCGGGUGUUGGCCUCCAAGCUCUGGGAGAGCACCACGGGCAAGCUGGACCCCAGGCAGCAGUACAGGCAACUGCUCAAGUCCACGCUGGUGCUGAUGCCGCUUUUCGGAGUGCACUACGUGGUGUUCACGGCCAUGCCCUACACCGAGGUCUCCGGGCUCCUGUGGCAGAUCCAGAUGCACUACGAGAUGCUCUUUAACUCCUCCCAGGGUUUCUUUGUGGCUUUUAUCUACUGCUUUUGCAAUGGGGAGGUGCAGGCCGAGAUCAAGAAGGCUCAUUUCCGCAGGCUCCUGGCGCUGCACCUGGGGCAGCCGGCGCGGCCCGGGAGCUGCUGCUGCGCCGGCCGGGGCUGCCGGGCCCCGCAGAGCCUCAGCACCAGCCUGGCGGGGCGGGCAGCGGGCGGCACCCGGGGGACGCUGCUCCCGAACCGGCCCCGCCCGCCCGGCUCCGUCCCCGGCUCCAUCCCCGCGCAGGAACCGAGCCAGAGGGGCCGGGGGGAACACACGGGGGAUUUGACAGAGCUGACUCAGUGCCAGGCCAAGCCCAGCAAGGAGCUGGAGACGAUGCUGUGAAGCGGAGGGUGGAUUUCUCACCUGGGCCUGGAAGGAAGCUGAUCCUCACACUUCGGGCUCUGCUUACACUUGAAUGGAGAGCCAGGGCUGGGACAGCAGCCAGAACAACCCAGCUCCCUUCCCAUCAGAACCAGGGUGCAAAGGGACCAUGAACUCUCGCUCCUCAUCCACCCCGGCCCAAAAACAAACCAUGAAACCUCAUUCUCCUCCACGUGCAAGUGACUGAUGCGAUCUCUGUGCUUGCAAAGCCUUGAGUCCUCACCAGGAGACACCACCGUGCUCCCUCCUACCCCCACAAGUGGGAGGUGGCAUCUCCAGGGGGAUAAAGCCCAUCCCAUGAGCCAGAUCCUGCCUGGACUCCCCCACCCAGCACCAGCUCCAGCCUUGUGCAGCCAGGGGAAGCACAGAGUGCCCGUGGGGCUGUUCUGCACCUCACCCUGCCCUCAUGGAUGGAGUGAACACCAACACACUACCACAAACUGGAGCGGGAGGCACUGGGACAGGGUGGGAUGAAGGAGGCAGGACAAACUUUAUGGCCUGCAAGGGUGCAGGGAACACUUGAAUCCCCAACACUUAAUCCAUUACCACAAAGGCCCCUGCAUGCAACUGUCCUGGCCCUGUCAUCUCACUGCAGGUUAUGAAGUGAAUAAAGAGAGUCUGUCUGGCUUGU